UCAGUUAAGCUGGGGCUGUUGUUCGGUAAUGAAAAAAUGUCUUUUAAAAAGUGUUUCAUUCAGCUUUCAGUCAAGAGUUUGAUACCACUCCAUUCAAUGAAAUAUUCGUGGUGGCAGAUUACUACAAACACUAGCCCCGUAUUUGUAGACUUGCGAGAUGCUGCAGUUAUAAUGACAAUUUUAACUUAUUUACUGCUUACUCGUUUUAACGGCGGAGUAAAUUGCGAAAAAAACAGUUGCGAAAUUUGUUGCACUUUUUCUAAAUGUUCAAUUAUAAUCUUUCGGUCCGUCAUCUCUUCCACAAGUAGCGCUCAAAUUGCGUUUUUCCAUCUGGUCAAGAACAUCUUUAUGAAUUUUGCAAAUGGUCGCCUUCUGGAGUCACCUAGCCUCUUUCAAUGCAGUAGUUUUCAGACUGCAUGCCCAUUCCUUCUUCUACAUAUUCCUCUCUACACGAUGUACCUGCUACUUUUUACCGGCAUCACCAGUUCAAAGUUAAUCAACGAUGUGAUCGGCACCUUAAUGUCACUGUUCCCGUUUAUUUCUCCUUUGCUAACACUAAUUUUCACGGAUGAUUACCGAAAUUUUAUAGCCAAUGUAGAUACGUGGUUGGGUUGGUGCGUGGGACCACCUCCUAGGCCUCCGCCAGAGGUAGGUACCGACCGUCGUGCAUCGGCUAGUAACUGGCGAAUAAUAUUCUUUUGA
Molecule: messenger RNA, 702 nt
Organism: Angiostrongylus costaricensis
Lineage: Eukaryota; Metazoa; Nematoda; Chromadorea; Rhabditida; Metastrongylidae
Source: the annotation of a GenBank genome assembly